AUGUAUUAUUUUUUGAAAGACUGCAACAAUUUGGCAGCUAAGAGGGUUGCUAGCCACCUAACUAAUGUCAAUAUAGAGGGGAUAAAAAUUUAUCGAAAAAAUAUCUUCAUUUCAAACACUUUAGUUAGUGACAAAGUUAAUCGAAUUAAAUCGGAUCCAAAUAGUGUAAGGACAUAUUGCACAUUUUUAACUGGAAACAGAAAUAUUGGUUAUUCAAAAAAUGACAUAAAAAAACAAAAUAAAAAGAAAAAAACAUUUUGUGAAAUAAAUAAUAAAUUAUUUUUUUCUACAAAUAAAAAAAUAAAUAUUAUUAAUCCAGAAAAAAUACGUAACGUAGCUAUAAUUGCACAUGUAGAUCAUGGAAAAACAACACUUGUUGAUAAAUUGUUAAGACAAGGAGGUGAAGAAACAAAUAAUGAUCGAGUAAUGGAUCAUAAUGAUUUAGAAAAGGAAAGAGGUAUAACUAUAAUGUCAAAAGUUACAAGAAUAAAACAUGAUGAUUAUUUUUUUAAUAUUGUUGAUACACCUGGUCAUUCGGAUUUUGGAGGAGAAGUAGAAAGAGUUCUUAACCUAAUUGAUGGGGUUUGUUUAAUUGUUGAUGUAGUAGAAGGCCCAAAAAAUCAAACAAAAUUUGUUUUGAAAAAAUCCCUUUUAAAUCCAAAAUGUAAAAUUAUAGUAAUUAUGAAUAAAUUUGACAAACCAAGUAAUAUUAAAAAAAAAGAAGAAAUUGAAAAUGAAAUAUUUGAUUUAUUUGCAGAAUUAAAUGCACCAGAUGAAUUAAUGAAUUAUCCAAUCCUUUAUGCAUCAGCUAAAAAUGGAUGGUGUACUGAUAAUUUCGAGGAUGCUAAACAAAAUAAAUGUGAGCAAGAUAAUGUUUUAAUUAUAUUUAAAAAAAUUAUCGAAUAUUUUGAUUCUCCAAUUAGUUCGUCAAAUAGUAUGCUUGAAAAAUAUUAUUCUACAAACCCCGAGCUUGACCCCAAAAAUUCCCUUACUACCCAAGAAACAAAUUUAGCUGAUAAAAAAAAAGAAUUACAAGCCCAAAUAAUAAAUGAGCCAUUCAGUAUGCUAGUCAGUCUUAUAGAUAACCAAGAAGGUGUUGGGGUUAUUAUUACUGGAAAAAUAUAUAGUGGGUGUAUAAAAAAAGGUGAUAGUAUAAUUGUUAAAAGUGAAGAUAAUAAAACAAAAGGUACAGCUAUUGUAAAAAAUAUAUUUUAUAUGAAAGGAAGAAAAAUAGAAAAUGUAAAUUCAGCUAGUGUUGGUGAUAUUGUAAAUAUAUCAAUUGCUAAAGGUAUUGUACCAUCUGUUAAUGAUACUAUAUUAUCUGAAGAAAAAUUAGAUAGUUUAAAAGCUAGACCUAUAGACCCUCCAGUCCUUUGUUUAAAAAUUUCACAAAAUACUAGUCCUUUAACUGGAAAAGAUGGAAAACAUAUAACUUUAUCAUCAAUUGGUAAUCGACUUAAAAAAGAAGCAGCUAUAAAUGUUGCAAUUGAAAUUAGUGAGUCGGAAAAAAAAGAUAGUUAUGAAGUAAAAGGCAGAGGAGAAUUACAAUUAGGUAUACUAAUUGAAAAAUUAAGAAGAGAAGGAUAUGAAAUGACUAUAUCUUCACCAAAUGUUAUAUACAAAAAUGAUGAAAAUGGAAAUUUGUUAGAACCAAUUGAAGAAUUUCAUAUUACUAUACCUUCAUUAAUUAGCUCAAAUGUUAUUGAAAAAUUAAAUACAAGAAAAGCUGAUAUUAUUGAUAUAAUAAAUGAUAAUGAUAAUACAUUUAUAAAAUGUAUUUGUCCAUCUAAAAAUUUUUUUGGUAUGCGAUCAUAUUUACGUGAUAUAAGUAAAGGUACAUCUAUAGUCAAUUCAGAAUUAAAAGAAUAUAAAAAAAAACAACCCUCAUAUAAAAGUGAUAGGAAUGGUGUUAUUAUUUCAUCUUCUAAUGGAACAACAACUGCUUUCUCAUUAGACCCUAUCCAAUUAAAAGGCAACCUAUUUGUUAGUGAAAAUUAUCCAACCUAUGAAGGUAUGAUUAUAGGAGAACAUUUUUUAAGCAAUGAUAUUGAAAUGAAUGCAGUUAAAGUAAAACCAGUACAACAUUUAAGAAAUAAAGGACAUGAAGAAACUAUCAGAAUUAACCAUAAAAAUAUCACUAUCGAAUAUGCUCUAUCUUUUAUUCAAGAUGAUGAAGAAAUUGAAGUUACUCCUAAAAGAAUAGUUAUGCGAAAAAAAAUACUUAACACUGAAUUAAGAAAGACUGCAAAUAGAAAAGCAAAAAGCUGUUAA
Messenger RNA from Plasmodium vinckei vinckei, 2271 nucleotides. RefSeq names its product GTP-binding translation elongation factor, putative. The record is from RefSeq and is a predicted model, not a curated record. Lineage: Eukaryota; Apicomplexa; Aconoidasida; Haemosporida; Plasmodiidae. The transcript has a single exon. Gene Ontology annotation, cellular component: cytosol; ribonucleoprotein complex. Gene Ontology annotation, molecular function: GTPase activity; GTP binding. The coding region runs from base 1 to 2271 and encodes 756 amino acids.